ACCCCGCAGUUGAUGAGUAAGAAGUCGAAUACGGAAUAGAAAGUCGUUUCGGAGCUGGUGAAGUUCUUCAAUAAUUUCCAUGUCCGAAGAGAUAUUAUGCCAAUUUUCUCAGUAAAUGUGUUCAACUGACACAUCGAACAAUGGAUAUGCUGAACAGUUGGUGGGGAGGGGGAAAAACGGAGAAGGAAACGGCAUCAGAAUCGGGAGCAAAUUCUGAAACAGAAAUCAAGAAAGAACACAAUCCAGAUGACGCAGAAGCUGAGGAACUGCAAACCAUAGAAAGUAAUGAAAGUGAAGAAGCGGACAAACCAUCAGUGAAACCAGAACUGAACAUCACAGCAGAAGCUGCGAUCUCAUCAGCAAAGGAAUGGGGAAGUUACUUGUUCAACGUUGCAAAGGAAGGAACGAAAAAAGUCACAGAAACUGCAGCUAAAACAGCUACAAUUAUUCAGAAAACUGUGCAAGAAAAGACGAUUGUAGGCGACUUCAAGAAGGAGCAGGAUAAGUUUGUCAAGGAGAAGCAUUCUAAACGGGCUGAGGCAGCGGUGCCUCCAUGGGUGGGAUACAAUGAGGAGGAACAGAUGAAAGAACAGAUCAUGGCGUUGUCACAGGACAAAAGAAAUUUCCUCAGAAACCCACCUGCAGGGGUCCAGUUCCAGUUUGAUUUUGCCAGCAUGUUUCCAGUCGCCAUGGCGACACUCCAAGAAGACGAGAAGCUUCAGAAGAUGAGAUUUGACCUCGUCCCCAAAAUGAUUGUUGAGGAGAAUUUCUGGAGGAAUUAUUUCUACCGAGUAUCCCUCAUCAAGCAAUCCUCCCAGCUAACCUCCCUAGCUGCGGCAUCCUCAGGCAAUUCCAGUGAUUCUGGGUCUGCUGAUACAUCAAGCACAAAGACAGACGACACACCGUCAGAGAGUGGUAAAGACAAGUCCAGCGCAUUGGAUAUAUCCGUCGAGCCCACGCCCUCUUCCCCAGCGGACGACGAGGUACCGGGGAGCCCCCCGGGGGCGGAGUUUAUCAGCGACAACUUCAACAAGGAGAUUGACCAGGCUGAGAUCCAGAAGGGGUUUGAGCAGCUGGGCAUGGACAAAAAGGAAGAUGAAAAUAAUGGUGAGGAAGAUAUUCCAGAAUGGGAGAAAGAAUUGCAGCAAGAGCUUCAAGACUACGAGGUAGUAGAAGAGGAAGACACUGGAGGCAAUGAGGAAUGGGAGCGAGAGAUCGAUCAGAUGCUUGAGGAUGAGGGCGCACCGGAGAGCAAGUAAUCCACUCACGACUCACUACUGUACAUAUUCCAAGCCAUGUCCAAAUUUGGCAUUUUUCUCUGUGGCUGUGGCUAUCCAUGGCAGAGUAUCAAUGCCAUAUAAACCAAGCCAUAGCCUGAAAGAUGCCUGAUUUGGGCAAAGUCUUUAUGACAGGUAACUUUUGUUUUUUAAGGAAUUGUAAAUGGACCAAUUGAUCUCAGAAGGCCAAGCUGAGGUAUAUCAUGGUCAGCUUCCAAAAUCAAGAAAAUUCUAAUGAACAAGAUAGAUAAAUAAUGCAAUGUUGUUUGUUUUUUAACAAGCCUCAUACAUAUUCAUGAAAUAUUCAAAUUCAUUUAAAUUAUUCUGCCCAUAUGAAACAGUUGAUGCCUUCCACACAAUCUUAGCUGUUGAUUCAUAUCCAGGAUAUGAUUUGCCAGAUAUGUCUGUCAGAAAAUCUAUUGGCCUAUUUGAGAUGUGGCGGACACAAUAGGAGGGCGCUGUUCAUCAAAUAUCUCAAAUAGGCUAAUUGGCUGCCACGAUAGUCGCAUAACCAAUGAGGGAUCCAAGAUACAUCAUGAAUAUGUAUGAGGCAUUGGUUUGACCAAUUGUGGUUUGAGAAGGUAUAUCAUAAAUAUGCAUAAGGUAUAGUGCUAGAUCAUGUUUAGCUGCAUUCAUUUGUCUCUUCUAUUCAAGUUCAUUUGUCACAAAGGAUGGUAGAUGUAUAUUUUGCAAAAAAAUCUUUAAAAAGUUUGCUUAGGAAAACAGGCUUACUGUAAUUUUUUUUAUUGGGGGGGGGGGGCUUUCUUCUUUGCUAAUACAUUGCCAUAAGAGGGAGAAAAACAGUUGUUCUUAUUGGGUUGAGGAAAAAGCUUUUUACUUUUAAUCAGAUUGCAUCACUAGUUGCAAAAAUUGUAUUGUCUAUUAAAAGAGAAAUUACAACUGUUUCAGCUCCUUUUUACCUUGAUUCUUCUUUUUUACACCGAUGCAUUAUAGAUUUGUGGUAUUUAGGGGAAAGAGAAAACACUUAUUUAUUGAUGAUGUGGCCCAUGCUGGCUUUAAUUCAUUUUAACUGUUUAGUUAUAUAAUUAUUUACUUAUGUGUGGGAAUUUCAUGAGAACCAGCAUUGGACAACAGUGGUACGUUGACGUUAGCUGUCAACAUUUAUUUUUAUUCCUAGAAAAUCAUUUCAUUCUUGAUUGUAAUGAAGAGUGUUCAAACUUCGUUAAAAGGCAUAUAGGGUCAUUUGCAGCUCUUCAUGCAUUUUGUUCAUAGUUUUCAAUAAUAAUACACCGCUCAAAAUACAAAGAAGAAUGUUCAAAACUUAACCUGUUGAAGUUUCAGCUCAGUGGAUAUUACACUUUUCGAGAAAACAGUGUAAAACCAUGCACAACCUUUAGAUCACGAAACAAGAUUUCGUACAUAGCACUCUUGAUUUCAAAAAUUAGUCAAUCACCUACAUUUCUUGAUUUCUCCUAAGUGACAGCAGACCAGACGGAAUAAUUUAAUGGGGUAUUUAGUACCAUUACAAUCUUGAAUCCAAGUAAAAUUUUCAAUAAUAAUUCACUCGACUACUUUUGGGAUAAAUGUAAAUGAUCCUAUAUGCCUGUAAUACAUCAACCGAAAAAGAUCAAAAUUAACGGCGCCUAAACUUCAAAAUUAAAGGUAUUCCGUAAUAAAUGCAUCCAGACUUUUUUGGUUGAAAGGUGAAAUACCUCAAUUAAGAAUUCCACAGAGUUCCCAUCGAUGGAAAUAUGUACACAGAUAAUAUACAUUAAACUGCAAAUGAUAAACAGUAGUGUAGUUUGUUGCUAAUAUGUACAUUGUAAAUAUUUUUUGUCAUUACACCCUUAUUAUUUGGUACAUAUUUUAGCCUAUUAAAAAGACAUGGCAUUGAAUUUAAAACUGGUAGUGGUAAUUUUAAUUCAAUUUUUUAGUCUUUAUUACCAUCGUGGGGAUAAAGCAGAAGAAAUGUAAAAAAAAAUAUGAUAAUGUUAAUAAAUGAAGCUGAAUAACAAAGGUUGGAAUUUACA
This is a messenger RNA of Patiria miniata (bat star), 3268 nucleotides long. It is a transcript of the gene syap1, whose product is annotated as synapse-associated protein 1-like. Lineage: Eukaryota; Metazoa; Echinodermata; Asteroidea; Valvatida; Asterinidae. The record is from RefSeq and is a predicted model, not a curated record. Bases 141 to 1259 code for a protein of 372 amino acids. Gene Ontology annotation, cellular component: cytoplasm; synapse. The transcript is spliced from 9 exons.